Messenger RNA from Nelumbo nucifera (sacred lotus), 1334 nucleotides. RefSeq lists its product as uncharacterized. The record is from RefSeq and is a predicted model, not a curated record. Gene Ontology annotation, molecular function: metal ion binding; ubiquitin protein ligase activity. Gene Ontology annotation, biological process: ubiquitin-dependent protein catabolic process. Gene Ontology annotation, cellular component: endoplasmic reticulum. NCBI's taxonomy places the organism in Eukaryota, Viridiplantae, Streptophyta, Magnoliopsida, Proteales, Nelumbonaceae.
UAAAAGGAUUCUGAAGUCUGAACCGUGUUUACCUAAACACAGGAAUUGACACCUCGAACCUUCCCAACGCGUUUCUUCGCCUUGUUCGUAGAGACGAGGUUCACAGCGAAAGGGAAGAAAAAGGGGAAAAAAAGAAAAAAUCGAUUCUCUUCACUCCUCCUGCCGUCCUGCGUCUGAUUUUAGGCAUUUGAACAUUUAGGUUCUGGAGAUGGCAAGUGGAUUUGGGGAAUCAACAAGCAGGCCACCGCAAAGCCYUUCUUGCUCAGGCAGUGGUAGCAAUGAUGCUGGUAACUUUGAAUGCAACAUCUGCUUUGAAUUAGCUCAGGAUCCAAUCGUGACUCUUUGCGGCCACCUCUUCUGUUGGCCUUGUCUUUACAAGUGGCUCCAUAUUCACUCGCAUUCCCAGGAAUGCCCAGUUUGUAAGGCCCUCGUACAGGAGGAGAAAUUAGUUCCUCUUUAUGGUAGGGGAAAGACACCAACAGAUCCAAGAUCUAAGUCAAUUCCAGGCAUUAACAUUCCAAAUCGUCCAGCAGGGCAAAGACCCGAAACAGCUCCUCCACCGGACACAAAUCAUUUUCCUCAGCAUGGGUUUGGAUUCAUGGGUGGAUUCCCUCCAAUGGCAACAGCUAGGUUUGGAAACUUCACUCUAUCUGCAGCUUUUGGUGGUCUGAUUCCAUCCCUCUUUAAUCUUCAGGUGCAUGGUUUCCCCGAUGCUACUGUCUAUGGUGCUGCUGCUGGUUUUCCCUAUGGAUUCUCUAACUCAUUUCAUGGGGGCCAUGCUCAUGGGUUCCCUCAGCCUACAACUCAAGGGCAACAGGCGGAUUCCUAUUUGAAGACACUACUUUUGAUGCAAGGUUUGCUGAGCAUCGAAACUUUGAUCUCCAUAUGACGGUGCUAGAGUUUCCUGAGGCAUAAGGUGGAUGUUUGCUUAAGGUAAUUUGCUUAUUGCUGGAUGGUUUGUUUUGACAAUAUGAAGAAAAAGAGUUGUGAAGGUUUAUGCUGUGUGCUUUUUGUUGCACAGAUGUAAAAAAAAAGAGCUUAUUAUUUUGGAUAGUUUCUGAGGGAAGAUCUCUCAAUUUCUUGCGAAGAACUUCAUCAGGACAACUUUUUACUUUUAUUUUUGAUUGGCAACUGAUUAGAGGAUUUUAUUAAGAAAGAUCGGUAAGAAAAAGAGAAAGAAGGGUCAAGAUGACCCUCCCAGCAUAAGCAUAUUAGAUGUAGCUCCAGUUCUACUCUCCAUUGAUCGAUCCUUUAUCAGUAGAACUUUCUUUUAGAUUGAUGUGCUUCAUUGAUAGUGAUGACUUUGGAGAAAUUUCAGACUUUCAGAUCUCAAA